CAAUCAGGUACUCUCAAUUCCAACGUAGUAGGCAUCGGCACCGAAGUUUCAUCCCGCAUAGCCGACAAUGGCAUCAAGAAAGAAAGCGGAUGAAGAGAAGCUAAAAAAGCGCCGGCUGGCCCGGUUUCGCUUCAAGCGCUUGGUGCACGUGGUCAUAUGCAACCGCUACUGGAUCACCGAAAUCGAGGACCGUGAAAUCGGCAACAACGUGACCCGCAAUGUCGCCGUCAUUGACCGUCGCCUAACGCACAAAGGAACGCUCACCAUAAUCGAAAAGAAAAUCCUCAACAGUCCACCGGCCGAGCGAACCCGCGAGCAGCGGCGUGUGCUGCGGACCGUGCUGCGCAAGAUAGAAUGUCUCCAGGAGCUGACGGUGGACCAGCUGAACGAUCUGGCCGGCUGUGCCACAUUCGAGUACUUCGGGCCGGGUCGGGUCAUCUUGCGCGAGGGCCACCAUCCGAAUGGCGUUUACUUUCUGGCAAAUGGUGAAAUUACCGUCAGUCGGCUACGCUGGGACAGUAUCUACCUCAGACACAACGAUACACCGUGCGGUACGAGGACGCGGGGGCAAAUGUUUGGCGAAAUUGCACUCCUGCACGAUUGCCCCCGCACGGCAACCUGCACCACAGCAACCGACUGUGAAUUACUGUGCCUUUCGCGGGCCGAUUUCGAUCGCAUCCUCAAGCACACGCUGCUCGACCGCUGGCGCCAACUGCAGCUCGCACUGGAGCGGUUUGAUUACUUCAAAUAUUGGACCAACGAUCAGGUGCGGGAAUGCUGUCUGCUGAGCCGAAUCGUUGCCUUCGACACGCAGCAGAAGCUUCCGGUCGAUGGUGACGCACGGUACACGUACUUCGUGCUGAGCGGCCAGUGCAUGAUAUUGCAGUGCCUGACGGUGGCGAAGGUGCACGGCACGUACCGGCUUGUACCGAUUGCGACUAACGAAUCGGCCGCCGCUGAGCAAACGUCACGCGAUGCCAGCGCGCCACCGAUGGUAAAGUGUCUUUUGACGCGCUUUUCGAUAACAUUUUGGAACCACCUUCCCGCUGGUUUUAGUGUCGUAAUGCCUCUCCCGCCCCCGCCUCCUUUGCAGCAACCAACGAUCGAGCAUCGGUUCAUUGACGUGGGCACAUUUUCGUGCGGCUCGGUGUUUGGGCUCGGCGAACCAAUGCCGCACCGGAUGGUGGUCGCCCGGAACCGGGUGCAGUGUUUGGUGAUACCGCGCGGCUGGCUGUUUGAGAAGCAGCAGAACGUGGGCAACACCUGGCAGCGCAUUCGCAUGAAGCUGGAGAUGACCAUCCAGCGGGACCGGCUGUUCGAGCAGUUUGUGCGCGACCAGCGCUGGCAGCGCUACCGGAAGGCGCUGGUGCGCGAGUACGUUCGGCUGCAUCCGCGCCAGAACGCCACGCAGCUAGCGGACGUACCGAUCAUGUGCCGGGUGGAGCAGGGCGAGAUUUAGGGCGUCUUUUAGUCGGGGAAGGAGGAGGAGGAGGAGGAAGAAUUCCGGUCUUUAAGAUAAUCGGUUUGCUGAUGGAGCUGGGAAAAGGCGAAAUUAGCUCGUUCUGUGCGACAAUUGGAUGCUUCUUGCUGGAUUAGAUAUCAAUUGGGAAGCGCGUCGUUGGAAGAUAAAAUUUUAUGCCCCUGCUUAUAUGCGCACUAUGGCACGGUGUGUCGAAGGAAGUUGGACAGGUGUUAAUA
Messenger RNA from Anopheles coluzzii, 1698 nucleotides. RefSeq names its product cGMP-dependent protein kinase 1-like. Bases 68 to 1459 code for a protein of 463 amino acids. The record is from RefSeq and is a predicted model, not a curated record. The transcript has 6 exons. NCBI's taxonomy places the organism in Eukaryota, Metazoa, Arthropoda, Insecta, Diptera, Culicidae.